AUCUUUGAAACCGCGGAGAGCGAGCCUGUGAACGUCGAAGAAUUAGCGUUCAAGUUCGCCGUCACCAGCAUCAACCGCAAUCGAACCCUGAUGCCCAACACCACACUGACCUACGACGUCCAGAGGAUUAACCUUUUCGACAGCUUCGAAGCCUCGCGGAGAGCCUGCGACCAGCUGGCCCUGGGUGUGGCUGCGCUCUUCGGCCCCGCCCACAGCUCCUCGGUGAGCGCCGUGCAGUCCAUCUGCAACGCCCUCCAGGUCCCGCACAUACAGACGCGCUGGAAACACCCCUCGGUGGACACCAGGGACUCCUUCUACAUCAACCUGUACCCGGACCACACGGCCAUCAGCAGGGCGGUGCUGGACCUGGUCCUGUACUACAACUGGAGAGCCGUGACCGUGGUGUACGAGGAGAGCACAGGUCUGAUUCGCCUGCAAGAGCUCAUCAAAGCUCCCUCCCGGUACGACAUCAAGAUCAAAAUCCGGCAGCUGCCCUCGGGCAGCAAGGACGCAAAGCCCCUGCUCAAGGAGAUGAAGGAGGGCGGGGAGUUCUACGUGAUCUUCGACUGCUCGCACCGGGCGGCCGCCGGGAUCCUGAAGCAGAUCCUGUUCAUGGGCAUGAUGACCGAGUACUAUCACUACUUCUUCACGACCCUGGACUUAUUUGCUCUGGACCUGGAGCUCUACCGGUACAGCGGCGUGAACGUGACCGGGUUCCGGCUGCUCCACGUGGACAGCCCUCAGGUGUCGUCCGUGGUGGAGAGGUGGUCCAUGGAGAGGCUGCAGGCCCCGCCGCGGCCCGAGACCGGGCUCCUGGACGGCGUGAUGACGACGGAAGCGGCCCUGAUGUACGACGCCGUGUACCUGGUGGCCAUCGCCUCCCAUCGGGCGGCCCAGCUGGCUGUCAGCUCCCUGCAAUGCCACCGACACAAGCCCUGGCGCCUGGGACCCAGAUUCAUGAACCUGAUCAGAGAGGCUCGGUGGGACGGCCUGACUGGGCGGAUCGCCUUCAAUAAGACUGACGGCUUACGGAAGGAUUUUGACCUGGACAUUAUUAGUCUCAAAGAGGAAGGAACGGAGAAGGUCGGCGUCUGGAACUCCAACCGUGGGCUCAGCAUGAUGGGCGGUCACAGAGGCGGGGCCCACGACGUCCCGGACGCGCUGGCCAACCGCACUCUCAUCGUCACCACCAUCCUCGAGGAACCCUACGUGAUGUACAGGAAGUCGGACAAGCCGCUCUACGGGAACGACAGAUUUGAAGGGUAUUGCCUCGAUCUCCUGAAGGAGUUGUCAAACAUUUUGGGAUUCAUUUAUGAUGUGACACUCGUCCCCGACGGCAAAUAUGGAGCCCAGGACGACAGAGGAGAGUGGAACGGAAUGGUCAAGGAACUGAUAGACCACAGGGCUGACCUGGCCGUGGCCCCUCUCACCAUCACCUACGUGCGGGAGACGGUCAUCGACUUCUCCAAGCCCUUCAUGACCCUGGGCAUCAGCAUUCUCUACCGAAAGCCCAACGGCACCAACCCUGGGGUCUUCUCCUUCCUCAACCCCCUGUCCCCCGACAUCUGGAUGUACGUGCUCCUCGCCUGCUUGGGGGUCAGCUGUGUGCUCUUCGUGAUUGCGAGGUUCACGCCCUACGAGUGGUAUAACCCCCACCCCUGCAACCCCGACUCGGACGUGGUGGAGAACAAUUUUACUUUGCUGAACAGUUUCUGGUUCGGAGUUGGAGCCCUCAUGCAACAAGGCUCGGAGCUGAUGCCCAGAGCCCUCUCCACCAGGAUAGUCGGAGGGAUAUGGUGGUUUUUCACCCUCAUCAUCAUUUCGUCCUACACGGCCAACCUGGCCGCCUUCCUGACCGUGGAGAGGAUGGAGUCCCCCAUAGACUCAGCGGACGACCUGGCCAAGCAAACCAAGAUCGAGUACGGGGCGGUCAGGGACGGCUCGACCAUGAGCUUCUUCAAGAAGUCCAAGAUCUCCACCUAUGAGAAGAUGUGGGCCUUCAUGAGCAGCAGGCAGCAGGCCCUGGUGAGGAACAGCGACGAAGGCAUCCAGCGUGUGCUCACCACGGACUACGCCCUGCUCAUGGAGUCCACCAGCAUCGAGUACGUGAUGCAGAGGAACUGCAACCUCACUCAGAUCGGGGGCCUCAUUGACUCCAAAGGCUACGGCGUGGGGACACCGAUAGGCUCCCCCUAUCGCGACAAGAUCACCAUCGCCAUCCUCCAGCUGCAGGAGGCGGGGACGCUGCACAUGAUGAAGGAGAAGUGGUGGGGGGGGGCCGGCUGCCCCCAGGAGGACGGCAGGGAGGCCAGCGCCCUGGGCGUGGAGAGCAUCGGCGGCGUCUUCAUCGUCCUGGCCGCCGGCCUGGUGCUCUCGGUGUUCGUGGCCGUCGGCGAAUUCCUGUACACGUCGCGGAGGGGCAGCGACGUCGAGCAGAAAGGCAAGUCCUCAAGAAUUAGAUUUUAUUUUAGGAACAAAGUAAGGUUUCAUGGGAGAAAAAAGCAAAGCCUUGGUGUAGAGAAGUGUCUCUCCUUCAACGCCAUCAUGGAAGAGCUGGGCAUCUCCCUCAGAAACCAGAAAAAGUUAAAGAAAAAGCCAAGAACUAAGGGGAACUCGCCCUUCACCGGUAUCCUCACUUGUCACCAGAGGCGAACUCAGAGAAAGGAGAUGGUGGCGUGAGCCUCGGGACGC
Molecule: messenger RNA, 2691 nt
Organism: Miniopterus natalensis
Lineage: Eukaryota; Metazoa; Chordata; Mammalia; Chiroptera; Miniopteridae
Source: RefSeq, a predicted model, not a curated record